AUGGCAACUAUUUGGGUGAGAGCAGAACCUUUCAGCUAUGGGACGAUUCCAGUUGCACCACAUCCUAGGUUGAAUAGCACAAAUAUUCGCAAGAUAGUCAUCUAUUCCAAGAACAAAGGAAGUGCUGGAUUCCCAAGACUGAGUUAUGCGAUUUGGCAACACAUUGCUUGCAACAAACUACAUUUAUCAGAGGAGCUGGCAUGGAUGUAUUUCCGCACCUGCCAGUUCUUCACAGAAAACCUGUCACCUGCGGAGAACAUGGAAAAAGAUGAAAAACUUUCUGCUUGCAAAGACCAGAAUGAGAGAAUCCUGAACCUGGAGUCUGUGAACCUGUACAAGUUUGUGCUGUUCCUCAGCCUGCAGCAGUUGUACAGGAUGUCCCUGCGGACCUCUCUUGUUGCUGGCGAUGAAUGGCCCAGCUCGUCCAGCUCGGUAGCAACCUGUGAACUUGAUGGCAGGUCAACUCCGAGAGGCGGAACAAUGAAGUCCCUUGAUGAUCACAGUCAUCAUUUGUUUGUACAGAAUAACAUUGCAGAACUCACGGAUCUCAUCUCAGACGAUGACACUAAAGUCACUGGUGCAGGAGUCGGAGGCCCUGUCACUAAGUAUCUCAGCAUGGACGCUGUUGAAGCUCUUGGUUUUGUUUUGGUUGGAAAAGUUGACAGUUCACCUUCCCUGAUUCAGCUGCAAGACCUGGCAUGCCUGCCAGCAGUCCAACACCAGAAUGGCUAUCAGAAGGCAACAAGAACAUUUCUGACCAAGCCAUUCACAACUUGGGUGAAAGACAACCUAAUCCAGAACCCGUUCAGUGUGUCCGCCUGUAUCGCAUCGGGAACCAGACUCUCCUGGCCAUUCAUGGGGGAGGAUCAGAAAUCAGAGCAGGGCCAGAAGCGGGGGAAAAUAGCCACAAAUGCUCAGUCUGUACCAAAAGAACACACAAAAGGGAACAAGAUGAUCAUCAUGAGCCAGGUUAGCAAGCAGACGAUUGCCCGGAGUUCUGGGACACUGGAAAUGAGUACAGUCAAAAUUCAUCGCAGCCAUUAUUCAUUUUUGUACUUGCUUUCUCCACUCAGGUCAGUAACUAUCGAGAAAAGCAGAAACACCACUUUGAUCCUCGGGCCAGUGGAGGCGACGGUUUAUGUGAGUGGAUGUGAAAACGUCACAAUCAUAGCACCAUGUCGGAACUUUAUGAUCAGUGGCUCUACAUUAUGUACUUUGUAUUUGAUGACCCCCAACCGACCUUUGAUCCUGAGUGGCAACGACACCAUUAUGCUGGCACCUUACCACACCUUCUACGCCACUUUGGAAGAGCAUUUGUCCAGAGCAGGCAUUGGUCCCUCACCAAAUCUCUGGGACCAGCCUCUGUGCAUAGGACCUGACCACAGAGAUGAACAGCCAAUCUGGCAAAUUCUGCCAGAAGCCGAAUUUUACCCAUUCUCUGUGCCAUUUGAAAUGCAGGGCCCAACCAAGUCGAUUCCUGGUGGUCUCCCUGCCUACUACCAGAAGGAGAUCAGCAAGCGACAGAAACAGAUUGACUCCUGGCAACAUAUGGUGAAGGAUGCGGGGCUGACACGAGAGCAGCGGAAGGAGUUCCAGACACUUGUGGAAUCUAGGUUUCAUAUCUGGUUGUCAGAAACUGGACACAAGAGAGAGCUGGAUAGUCUCGUAGUACCACUACAGAGUGUCUUAGAAAAGAAAUAG
Candidula unifasciata is the source of this 1701-nucleotide messenger RNA. Lineage: Eukaryota; Metazoa; Mollusca; Gastropoda; Stylommatophora; Geomitridae. The record is from the annotation of a GenBank genome assembly.